Messenger RNA from Penaeus chinensis, 1773 nucleotides. Its product is annotated as DNA-directed RNA polymerase II subunit RPB1-like. The transcript is spliced from 5 exons. The record is from RefSeq and is a predicted model, not a curated record. The coding region runs from base 1 to 1773 and encodes 590 amino acids. Lineage: Eukaryota; Metazoa; Arthropoda; Malacostraca; Decapoda; Penaeidae.
AUGUCAGACGUGGCGAGAGGGCAGAUGACAAGGCACAUCCUUCCCGCGAGAGGCGCCCACGGAGCUGACACUGGCAUCUCAAUUACAGUUGAUAUAGUGCGAGGAAAGCUGACACUAAGCGAUGUCAUCGAAAAGGGAUUCGAAAUCUUCAGAAAUAGAAUCGAAGACGUUGAAAAUGGAAGCCAAGUCGCCGAACAAACAGAAUCGAUGUCGCAGGAAGCCUUCGAAAUGUUUAUAGUGAAAGCAAUGCUGAUGAUCCACACAACCUUUCAUACUCUCACCCCUAACCUCACCAACGUCCCACAAUCCCCACCGACGUCCCACAACCCACAAUCCCCACUGACGUCCCACAACCCACAAUCCCCACCAACGUCCCACAACCCACAAUCCCCACCAACGUCCCACAACCCACAAUCACCACCAACGUCCCACAAUCCACAAUCCCCACCAACGUCCCACAACCCACAAUCCCCACCAACGUCCCACAAUCCACAAUCCCCACCAACGUCCCACAAUCCACAAUCCCCACCAACGUCCCACAACCCACAAUCCCCACCGACGUCCCACAACCCACAAUCACCACCAACGUCCCACAAUCCACAAUCCCCACCAACGUCCCACAAUCCACAAUCCCCACCAACGUCCCACAACCCACAAUCCCCACCGACGUCCCACAACCCACAAUCCCCACCGACGUCCCACAACCCACAAUCCCCACCAACGUCCCACAACCCACAAUCCCCACCAACGUCCCACAACCCACAAUCCCCACCGACGUCCCACAACCCACAAUCCCCACCGACGUCCCACAACCCACAAUCCCCACCAACGUCCCACAACCCACAAUCCCCACCAACGUCCCACAACCCACAAUCACCACCAACGUCCCACAACCCACAAUCACCACCAACGUCCCACAAUCCACAACCCCCACCAACGUCCCACAACCCACAAUCCCCACCAACGUCCCACAACCCACAAUUACCACCAACAAUCCCAACCAACGUCCCACAUUCCCCACUGACGUCCCACAACCCACAAUCCCCACCAACGUCCCACAAUCCCCACCAACGUCCCACAAUCCCCACCGACGUCCCACAACCCACAAUCCCCACCAACGUCCCACAAUCCCCACCAACGUCCCACAAUCCCCACCAACGUCCCACAACCCACAAUCCCAACCAACGUCCCACAACCCGCAAUCACUACCAACGUCCCACAACCCACAAUCACCACCAACGUCCCACAACCCACAAUCCCCAUCAACGUCCCACAACCCACAAUCCCCACCGACGUCCCACAACCCACAACCCCCACCAACGUCCCACGUCCCACACUCGCCACCAUCUCCCUACACUCUGUUACAUAAGCACAUUCACGAUUAUCAUAGCGGGAUCGUCCUUCGAAUACCGCCCGAGGGGAGAUGUUCACUUGGACAUGGUAUUAAUCUUGCGUGUCCCUUCGGCUUCCCCUGUUGUUGAGGUAGAGCUUAAGCUUCACCAGCCAACAAAUCCUGUAGGGUAUAUAACACAGGGGAGCUUGGGACUCGCCGGAGUCUUUCUAGCCCGCAAUGACGCCGCGACAACCCGAGGGCGAGGCUCACGAACUCCUGCUGGCUCGGGAGGCUUUGGGGUCGAUACCUGUUUGUUAGGCUCUUUUCCAGCUACCAUCACAAAGACCAGCACAAAGCUCGUUCGAAAAGAGUCAAACAUCAGCACCAUAUAUCAUCUAUCUUUGAGGUCAAAUGGGAUGUUACGUCCUAAUAGCCUUUAA